AUGAUAUCAUUAAAAACUAUUACAAAUUAUUGGAAAAAAACUAAUAUUCUUUCACAAGAAAUUAAUCUUUUAACUUCAAUUCCUAUUCCUAAUAAUAAAAAUAAAAUGCAAGAACUCAAAAGAUUAGUUACUCAUCUAUUAGAAAAUAAUUAUCUUUCUGUAGAUGAUUAUAUUUAUAUUAAUGAUAAUAUUAAAGAUGUACUUACUAAUAAAGAAAUAUUAAAAAUGAUAACAAAUGAAAAGGAUAAAUGUAAUGAAAAAGAUAAAUUUGUUAAUGAAAUAAUAAGAGAAAUUAAAAAGAUAACUUUAACAGAAGCUAAAAUGUAUAUAGAUAAAAUGAUAAGAUUUUUAUAUGAAUAA
Molecule: messenger RNA, 360 nt
Organism: Funneliformis caledonium
Lineage: Eukaryota; Fungi; Glomeromycota; Glomeromycetes; Glomerales; Glomeraceae
Source: the annotation of a GenBank genome assembly